Messenger RNA from Brassica napus (rape), 4293 nucleotides. RefSeq lists its product as uncharacterized. Lineage: Eukaryota; Viridiplantae; Streptophyta; Magnoliopsida; Brassicales; Brassicaceae. The coding region runs from base 1 to 4293 and encodes 1430 amino acids. Gene Ontology annotation, molecular function: DNA helicase activity. The transcript is spliced from 14 exons. Gene Ontology annotation, biological process: DNA repair; telomere maintenance. The record is from RefSeq and is a predicted model, not a curated record.
AUGGCCAGACAAGGAGAUGGUUUUGAGGGAAACGUGCAACAUCUUCAACAUAAUCCUAUAUACAACUGCAAAACAUGCAACAAGGAUUUUGAACAUGCUAUUCACUGUUACUACUUGGUUGUACGUGUCUCUGAUGACUCAAAGGGAGAAGUCAAGUUUUUGCUUUUCAACAAUAUUGCGGAGAGGCUCAUUAGGAGACCUGCGUUUGAGUUAGUCCAAGAGGCUGGUCAGGAAAAUCCACAUUUUCUACCUCAGUCUCUAACUGAUUUGAUUGGGAGAAAACUUCUAUUUAAGAUUACUAUCGCAACAAGACAAGGUCCCAACAUGACAUGCCAUAGGAUCCCGACUGGUCCAGCAGUGUCUGUAGAAGAUGCACCUCGUGAAGCUACUCAAAGUCCAUUCCAACAAACCAAAACCAAUGAAUUCAUUCCUCCACCAAGGUUCAUCGUCGAGGAUCAUCCUGAAGCUUACAAUAAUCGAUAUGCAAUGGAAAGUGAGUCUGAAAAUGAAAAUGAUAAUGAAGAUGAGGAGAAUCAGACUUACACUACCUAUCUAGCUGGAGAGACUUUGAUAAACACAUCACCACAACAUAUCCCACAAGAAACUAAUAAUACAGUUACUUCGCCUAUUGUCAUUGGGAUACAAAAAAACGGUUACUACGACGACGGAGAUCCAGGUUGGAAUUUUGUACUUCCUCGGCUCGCGAAUCCUCCAAUGGAGUUAAUGACUUUGUUAUGCAAAGGAGACGAGUUAAGCAAACAUUAUCGAGAGUUCAUACGAGCUUACAAUAUGAUGUUCUCUUUCACAUCUCUUGGGGGGAAGAUAGAUCAUUCUAUUAACAAUGGUCGUGGACCAUUUGUUUUCCGAAUGUCCGGUGAGAACUAUCAUCGUAUUGGUGAUAUAGUUCCCGAGCCUGGACAAGCUCCAAAAUUUUCCCAGCUCUAUAUCAUUGACACUUUAAAUGAGAUCAAAAAUAGACUUGACGCUUAUGCCGGGUCUGACAGAGCUGCUGCUAAGAAACUAAGAGAACCACUUGUUCUUCUUCUGAAGAAUAUGUUAGAUCAGUGUAACCCUCAUGUCAAGGCUUUUAGGUCUGCAAGAGACAGAUUCGACGUGGAAGGAUCAACAGGUUAUAGGAUGAGAUUGAUUGAAAGUCGACAAUCUGAUGGACGGACCCAUAAUCUGCCGACUGCAAAUGAAGUUGCUGCUUUGAUACCUGGAGAUUUUGUUUUAAAUAUGGAGACACGAGAUAUUGUUCUAGAGAGUACAAGUGGAAAGUUGCAAAGGAUAAGUGAAUUACAUCCGGCGUAUUUGCCUCUGCAAUAUCCACUAUUGUUUCCAUAUGGAGAGGAUGGCUUUCGAUUAAAUAUUCCUAUUGGUUUUGAAGACAGCACUGCGAGAAAACGCAAGAAUGUAACUAUGCGUGAGUACUUUGCAUUUCGGAUUUUAGAGAGGAGGUGGGAAGCACCUACAAUUACAAGAUCAGGCAGAUUGUUUCAUCAGUUCCUUGUGGACGCUUACACAAUGAUAGAAUCGAGUAGACUACGUUACUUGUGGCUGAAUCAGAAAAAGCUCCGGUCAAGUAGUUACGCUGCAAUCCAGAAAGCAGCUACAAGAGCUGGAGCUAAGAUGGCGGAACAAGGGAGCCGAAUUUUCAUUCCAGCAACUUUCACCGGGGGAAAAAGGUAUAUGAAGCAGCACUACUAUGAUGCCAUGGCUCUGUGCAAAUACCAUGGAUUUCUCGAUAUUUUCAUCACUUUUACGUGUAAUCCAAAAUGGCCUGAAGUUACAAGGUAUCUGAAAAAAUAUAACCUGACCACUGAAGACAAGCCAGAAAUAUUGUGUAGAUUUUUCAAGAUGAAACUCGAUAAUCUUAUCGGCGAGUUGACUAAAAAGAACGGCUCCUUAUUCGGUCCUGUUGCUGCAGUAAUGUACACGAUUGAGUUUCAAAAAAGAGGAAUGCCACACGCUCAUAUUCUUGUCUUCAUGGAAAAAGGAUCAAAAUUUCCAACAGCCGAUGAUAUAGAUAAGAUUAUUUCCGCUGAAAUACCAGACAAGACAGUAGAUCCAGACCUGUAUGUGAUCGUUGGGGAUUGUAUGAUGCAUGGUCCUUGCGGUGCAGCAAAGAAGGAUAAUGUAUGUAUGGUUAACGGUAAAUGUUCUAAGAUGUUUCCGAAACCUCUCAACAUCAGGACAUCGAUUGACGCAAAUGGAUUUCCAGCUUACAUGCGUCGGAUUGAUGGUAGGUUCAUUGAGAAAAAUGGAAUCAGAUUAGACAAUGGAUUUGUUGUACCAUACAACAGAGACCUCAUGCUUCGAUAUCGCGCGCAUAUGAAUGUAGAGUGGUGCGUCCAAACACGAGCUGUUAAGUAUCUUUUCAAAUAUAUUCAUAAGGGACCUGAUUAUGCCUCAGCUGCAAUGGAUAAAGAAGAUGAAGAUGGCGUCAUUGACGAAAUCAAAACAUAUUACGACUGCAGAUAUAUUACUGCAUGCGAGUCGUCUUGGCGGAUUCUUGCUUUUCCUACACAUUUUCGUACUACUUCUGUAGAGCCACUUGGCUUUCAUCUUCCGGAUCAGGAACUGGUAUUUUUUUAUGAAGACGAACCUAUUGAGAGUAUUCUCAACAAAAAGACUGUCAGCCAAUCCAUGUUUUUGGCCUGGUUCAUAGCAAACAGAAAAUAUGCAGAGGCAAGAGAGUUGACAUAUGCGAAAUUUCCAACAAAAUUCGUUUGGAAAUCAGGUACGAGAGAAUGGGUACCACGGAAACGAGGCUUUGCGAUAGGCAGGAUUGCGCAUAUUCAGCCAUCAGGUGAUGAGCUAUAUUUUUUAAGAGUAUUUCUAAACUGGGUAAGAGGGCCGACAUCAUACGAGGAUAUAAGAACAGUUGAUGGUGUUUUAUAUCAUACAUACGAAGAUGCUUGCUAUGCGUUGGGAUUGAUGGAUGAUGACAAGGAAUUCAUAGAAGCUAUCAAAGAUGCCAGUGACUGUAGUUCUGCGACGUAUGCAAGGAAGCUUUUUGCGAGAAUGUUGGUUUCCAAAUCGUUGUCUCAGCCUCAUGUAGUGUGGGAAGCUACUUGGGAGUAUCUUACCGACGAUAUUCUUUACAAGAAGCGGCGAGAAACUGGACGACCUGAUAUGAACUUGACCAUAGAGCAGAUCAAAAAUAUUGCUCUUACUGAGAUCGAAAAUCAUUUGCUCAGCAAUGGCCGUAGCCUCAAGAAAUGGCCCCACAUGCCAAAGCCAGAAAAUUUUGGAGAUUACAACGGCAAUCGCCUUAUAGAUGAUGAGCUUAAUUAUGUUGUGGAAGAUCAGCUAAAGGAAAAUGAAAGACUUAUGGCGAUGAUAACAGAUGAGCAAAGAGGGGUAUACGAACAGAUUCUGGAUGCAGUUUUAAAUGAUAACGGUGGAGUGUUCUUUCUUUAUGGUUAUGGAGGCACAGGAAAAACCUUCGUAUACAGAACACUCUCGUCAGCUAUCCGAUCUAAAGGUAUGAUUGUUCUAAAUACCGCAUCAAGUGGAAUUUUAGCAUUGUUGUUGGAAGGAGGUAGAACCGCACAUUCCAGAUUUGGUAUUCCGAUAGAUGCAGACGAAUUCAGCACUUGCAAGAAAAGGGAGCCAGGAUCAGAUCGUGCAGAAUUAGUUAAAGCGGCAAAGUUAAUUGUAUGGGAUGAGGCGCCUAUGAUGAGCAGACACUGUUUCGAGACGUUGGAUCGCACUAUGCGUGAUAUUAUAAGAUCUUGUGAAGAUAAACCUUUUGGGGAGUUUUUGAACAGUGUUAAAGUGGCUGGACUGCCUAGACAUUGCUUGAAGCUCAAGGUUGGUGCUCCUAUCAUGUGUCUUCGUAACAUGGAUGUUGCAGAUGGUUUAUGUAAUGGUACUAGGCUAAUUGUUACUCAGUUACUGCCCCAUGUGAUAGAAGGUAGAAUUAUAACCGGAAACAAAAUUGUUGGACAUCCGGUUUGGAUCCCUAGAAUGUUUGUCACACCACCUGACACCAAGUUCCCCUUCAGAAUGCGUCGAAGACAGUUUCCAGUUACUUUGGCUUUCGCGAUGACCAUCAACAAAAGUCAAGGUCAAACACUGGAAAGUUUUGGGUUGUUUCUGCCUAGGCCAGUGUUCUCUCAUGGUCAGCUCUACGUUGCACUUUCAAGAGUUAAGUCGAGAUUUGUAUUGAAAGUCCUAAUAACUGGUAAAGAAGGGAAAACGCAGACAAAAACGUUGAAUAUUGUCUACAAACAAAUGGGUAGUGAUGGGUUAGGAACUGAUUGUAUUCAGGAGCAUCCCGUUUUCUGA